Insectozyma verbasci is the source of this 1089-nucleotide messenger RNA. Lineage: Eukaryota; Fungi; Ascomycota; Pichiomycetes; Serinales; Debaryomycetaceae. The record is from the annotation of a GenBank genome assembly.
AUGAUUAACAAUUUGAAUUUCAGCCCUGAUUAUACUUCAUUAUGUUUAUCUAGUGAUUCUUAUUAUAGAAUAUACAAUUGUGAACCAUUUGGUCAAUUAUUGAACAUAGACUCACUGGCUUUAAUUUUAAAAAUGUUAUUUUCAACAUCUUUAACUAUAUUAGUACAAGAAUCAAAUAAAUUAAUUAUACAGAACCUCAAACAAAAUUUGAAAAUAUGUGAUUUAGAAUUCGAUUCAAAGAUAAUAGAUAUAAAACUAAACAGAAAGAGGUUAUUGGUGGUUUUGGAGUCUAGUAUUCAUAUUUAUGAUUUAAUAAGUAUACAACUUAUAAAAAUUCUAGAAUUGAAGUCAAAAUUUAUUGGAGAUUUAUCUGAGAGUUGGCUUGUUGUACCUUCAAAUUUAUUAGAUGAUGAUGAGAAUGGAUAUGUUAUAAUUUAUGAUAUUAUCAAACUUGAGGUGGUGCUCCGAUUUAAAGCGCAUAAUUCCAAAAUUGAAAAAUUAUCAAUUUCAAAAAAUCAAAUUGCAACGGCAUCUAUAAAAGGUACUAUAAUUAGAGUAUUUCAUUUGAAUGAUGAUCAAAUAGAUAAAGUAUCAAAUUUAAGAAGAGGUCAUAAUCCUGCUAAAAUUACAACCCUCAGUUUUCAUCUUGAUAAUCAUAUUUUAGGUUGUGCUUCAGAAUCAAACACUGUUCAUUUAUUUAACCUAACUGAUGAAAUAACAACAAAUGAAAAUGAAAGUGAUGAUUCAAAUGAAAUGAAAAAAUUGAUACUUUCUAAACCUAUUGAAUCUAAAGCAAGUAUUUCAUGGUUGAAAAAGACAAAAAAAUUGAUAAAUACAAGUUAUAAGAAAUUACCAUAUAAAGAAUAUUUAAAUAAUUUAAUUUGGGAACCUCCUCGAAGAUCUUUUGCUUAUAUUAAAUUACCAGAAUAUGAAAAAGAAAAACCAAGGAUUGAAAUUGGUUUUAAUCGUGAUAUAAUAUUUAUUGCUUCUUAUAAUUCCGGAAAAUUUUAUCAAUAUCAAUUACCAAAGAAAACAAAUGAUUCAGAUAGGGAAGAAUGUUUAUUGAUAAAUCAAUAUAAUCUAAUAUAA